Salvelinus sp. IW2-2015 is the source of this 602-nucleotide messenger RNA. Its product is annotated as low affinity immunoglobulin gamma Fc region receptor III-A-like. Gene Ontology annotation, biological process: cell surface receptor signaling pathway. Gene Ontology annotation, cellular component: plasma membrane. The record is from RefSeq and is a predicted model, not a curated record. Gene Ontology annotation, molecular function: transmembrane signaling receptor activity. Lineage: Eukaryota; Metazoa; Chordata; Actinopteri; Salmoniformes; Salmonidae.
GUCUCCUUCAGCCUCCCUGAGCAUCAGUCCCGACAGAUCUCAGUUCCUUGAAUAUAUGUCUUUCUCUCUGAGCUGUGAGGUUCAGGUGAGUUCUACUGGAUGGAGACUGAAGAGGUACACAGCGACUGUGAAACCGUCAGAGUCUGGUGUCGACUGGGGGUUCAAUCAAUCCAACUACGUCAUCAAGACAGCCAAAACAUCAGACAGUGGAGUGUACUGGUGUGAGUCUGGGUCUGGAGAACACAGCAAUGCUGUCAACAUCACAGUACAUGGUGGUGCUGUGAUCUUGGAGAGCCCCGCCCUUCCUGUGACUGAGGAUGAUUCUGUGACUCUGCGCUGCAAAUAUCAGGCAACUCUCGUUGAACUCACAGCUGAUUUCUACAAAGAUGGAUCCCUCAUCAGGACUGAGACGACAGGACAGAUGACCAUCCCUGCAGUAUCCAAGUCAGAUGAAGGGCUCUACAAGUGUAACAACUCUGAAGGAGAAUCACCAGCGAGCUGGAUGACUGUGACAGGUGAGUAAAAUAAAAUCACAGAAUUAUAAUGUAUAUUUUUUUUAAUCGUAUAUUUCUUAUUUUGGUUUAGUUAAUAUAAAUGUGAAG